CACAACAAGGCCUUCCAGCACACGCUAGCGGACUCUCGGAUGAGAGGGGGCUGUUCGCCGAUUGGGUAGGGGGCAAAUUUGCGGCGCGCGUUGGCCAGCGCGUUGGCCAGCCCACUGCGGGAUCUGGGCAUCCGGCGACGGCGGCCCGAGCGACGCCUCUACUGAAGGGAAGCCAGGGAGGGAGGAGCGACACAGCGUCUGGCAAAAGGGCAAUCCGGCGGUUGGCUGGCUCGCCGGCGCGGCUUCCCCUCCGUAGAUCCUAAACCCUAAACGCCAUCGCCAAAGCCUUCGUCAGCCAGUCCUCCAAGGCACAGGAAAGUUGAGGGAAGCACGGGUGGUAUUUGGAGUUUUGUGCAGAUAAGACCACCACGCAUCCAAUCCAUCCCUGUCUUCUCUUCCCACUUCCCAGUCCCCAAUCGCGUUCUCUUCCUUGGCGACAUGGCGGCCGCCACCGGCUACAGCGACGCCCCAACCGACGAGCAACUGCUGGCGUACGCUGAGCUGCCCAAACAUGGCCGCGACAUGGCGGAGGUGUUCGCCGUGCGCAUCCCCGCCACCGUCGGAGGAAACCUGCCGCCCCGUGGCAGCAUCGUUUUCUACGGCGGCCACUGCUGCAGCGAUUUCAUUUACAGCUGGAGUCCACUGGAAGAGGAAGAAGACACCUCGAAGCAAAUCUGCGACAGCCAGGGUAACCUCGUGCUAACUGGGCCAUCAUUGGCCACCUCGGCAUACAGUCCAAUUGCUUUCUUCCUCUACCUCCAUGAUGGCAGCCCGCAAGCCGGAGAAGCCACCGAGGACGACGAGGACAUCGGGAGGAUACUCUGCGACUGCAUCGGCGACGACUUCUCCAACUACAACAGGGCCAUAGUCGAGACUGUCCAAACGGGCUAUGGCCCCGCUGAAGUGAUCUAUGCCGUCCUGAGCAACGGCGUCCAAGGCCGGGUCGCCGUCAAACUUGCUCGCCCGCCGGUGUCCAAAGCUGGAGAAGAAGACGCCACCACCAUUCUUGGGAGGAUCGUUGCUCGCAGCAAGCUGUUCGACGUCGGCUGCGUGCUCUUCUACAAAGAGGGUGACAAUGGAGUGAACGUGCGACCGGGGGGGCUGAUUCAGUUGGCGAGGGAAGCGCUCGCCGUGCCGCUGCACAUGCCGCUGACGAUUGAGCUUGACCUGCAUCGCUGUUCCGGCGAUGAAAUUGUUGGAGGGGUCCUUGAGUUCAAUCCUGCGACCAACGGCCAGCACACGGAACGACUUGUUGGAGAAAAUGGCGCUGAAUUGGAAGUGGCAAUUUCAUGGUCGCAGUACCCUUGGCAUUGAAAGGACACCAGCUGGCUUAGCCUUUCGGUGACUCUAAACACCACGGCACUUUCAGGUGACACUUCCACAUUAUAAACAUUGUUGUGAGAAACUAGGAGUGCACAUCAGUAGCCGGCGGUAGGAAUGUAAAUUUUUAAAUUCGCAAGUAACUAGUAGUUUGUAAUGAAGUUUUCUUUAUACCUAUUUGUGGAUUUGAAGAUGUUUGUAACACAAGCUUUUGUGCUUGUACUGUAAGUUGACAAUUUACAUUUGAGAUAUUAAAAAAAAUCCACUUAUUGAAACACCCUAGCUUCAAAUCCUUCAGUCUUGCACACAGAGCUACAUGUCUGUCCAGUCCAAGGUGGUUGCGCUUGGUGCACUGAUCUUCUUCCUUGUCUCGUAUGGCUCUUGCACUGGAGGAUGGACUCCAAGCGCCGGCUGCAGGGGCCCUUCUCGCUGCGCAUCACUAACGAGUCCGGCGAGACACUGGUGGCUUACCAGGUCAUCCCGGCAAACUGGGCGCCCAACAGCUACUACCGCUCCAACAUCCAGUACGAGGCUUUUGGCUCUGCUGCUGGACAGGCUACUGGCUCUGCUGUUGGACUGGUCAUUAGCUCUGCUGCUCGACUGCACACGUUAAUUACCAGGAUCAUUGGCUUGAUCUGUUUGGUAUUGUUGUAUCAUUUGCAAGGGAUUGAGGUGCCUUAGUUUUAAUUAGCACUUGACAUGUUGGGUGUCCUACGCUGUGUGUCUGCUGGAGGCGUCGUCGAUCCAGAGUUUCAUCUUUUCGAAAAAGUUUUGAACCCAAAUAAUUUUCCUAUGAAUUUCGUUGAUUCCUGCGUGACAGGUAGUUGAUGUAGCUCUGUGGGAAAUGUACACUUGUAUUUGGUGCUGGAUA
Zea mays is the source of this 2191-nucleotide messenger RNA. RefSeq lists its product as uncharacterized. The transcript is spliced from 3 exons. Lineage: Eukaryota; Viridiplantae; Streptophyta; Magnoliopsida; Poales; Poaceae. The record is from RefSeq and is a predicted model, not a curated record. Bases 439 to 1314 code for a protein of 291 amino acids.